This is a messenger RNA of Striga hermonthica, 1314 nucleotides long. Lineage: Eukaryota; Viridiplantae; Streptophyta; Magnoliopsida; Lamiales; Orobanchaceae. The record is from the annotation of a GenBank genome assembly.
AUGGUCCUGGGUGCAAAAUGCAAGACCCAUGAGUCGAUCAUUGGCGUUACUAUUGAUUUGGGUAUGGUUAGUGUUUUGAGGGUUGAAAUAAGAGGGAACAACUUCAUCGAGAGGCGAUGGGAAGUGGCGAAUGAUGCUCUAAGCAUCACCACCUCCGACCAUGAAUGCGACGUUGACGGCGUCCAUCCGGUGGGCAUGGGCCCAUUUGAGAGAAACGAUGAGGAGGAGGGUGAUCUGGACGUGGUCGCGGCGCUGCGCAGGGACUUGAUGAGCUGCAAAAGGAUCCCCCACAGAAACAAACAAGGAGUUGCCAAAGCUCAAGAACCAUUGCAACUACUACUGCCGCUCCACGACCCGACAUCAGUCCCCCGACCGCCACCCCUCGACGGCCACCCCGUCGCCUUCCACCUCCCGGCCGAGCACCUGGAAAAUGUCUCCGGCAGCGUCUUAAUGGCCGAGACAUGGCUCAGGAGCCACGUUCUACCUCACUAUCCUUCCACCAACGUCACCGCCAUCAUCGUUGGCCACGCUGUCUUCUGCGAUGACCGCCGCCGCCGCCUGCUUGGCCUCGUCCGGCCGGCCGUCAGGAACCUCCACUACUCCCUCACCAGGUGGGGCCUCCAGAACGACAUCAAGGCCACCACUUCCUUUUCAUCCGACUGUUUGGACGGAAGAUCAGACGUCUACACAGACGAUUUAGCCGAAAACCACAUUAAACCUCUGUUAGUCACUCUGCAAGAAAUUGGGUCGCCGAUUGCGGUGAACCCAUUGUCCGAAAAGAUUUUCGAUUUUCUGAAAUCCCACUCUCUGCCGUUGAAGAAUCUCGGGGAUUUCCACGCCGGCAGGGUCAAUUUGGUAAUUUCGAGCCAAACGGCCGGAAACCUGCCCACCUCCCGGAAGCUCUCCGCCAUCGAUAUCAGCAACAACGUCGUCCCUUUCCCGGCGCCCGCCGCGAAGCCCCCCCUGCCACCGCUGGUGGGGACAAUCUCUCCGGCGGCGCCGCAUUUCCUCCCGCCUCUGUCUCCGGCGGCCAGCCCGCCGUACGGGCCGCAUCUCCCCCCGUGCGAGCCGUUGGGAGCUGCAAGUGCGCCGGCGUUUGGGUUCCGGGAGAAGGUCUGGUGUGUGGCAAAGCCGAGCGUGCCCGCAGAGACGCUGCAGGAGGCGCUGGAUUUUGCGUGCGGGGAGGGAGGCGCGGAUUGCGAGGCUAUCAAGGAAGAAGGGAGCUGCUAUUUCCCAGACACGUCCGGUAAUCAUGCGCAAGAAUCAUGGGAGGAUGCGCAAGAAUCAUGGGAGGGGAGAGAGAAAGAGAAGUAA